Molecule: messenger RNA, 822 nt
Organism: Danio aesculapii
Lineage: Eukaryota; Metazoa; Chordata; Actinopteri; Cypriniformes; Danionidae
Exons: 1
Coding region: 1-822 (273 amino acids)
Source: RefSeq, a predicted model, not a curated record
AUGCCAGCCAAGACACCCAUCUACUUAAAGACAUCCACACCAAAGCGAGGGAAGAAGCCCAAAAUACGGGACGUUUUAUCAGGCGACAUGAUAAGCCCACCGCUGGGUGAUGUGCGCCACAGUGCCCAUGUUGGGCCGGAUGGAGAAGGGGACAUGUUUGGUGAUGUUGGGUUCUUGCAUGGCAAACUGGACAUGCUUCCAGGCCUCAAUCAAGCGCCCGGAUCUCGUUCUCACAGCAUCGACAGAAGAAUGGAUGAGAUCUUCGACGUGAGCGGCAAAAGUCACACUUACCACCGAGGCCACCAUAACUCACUCCUCAAAACCACCAUCUCCAUGCCUGUGUUCAUGGCGCCUGUGCAGCCUCCUCCUAAACCUCCACGUCUGCAUUUAGAUGAGCAGCCAUCUCCUGUUCACCACCAGCAGCAGAAUCACCAUCAUAGCCCACAGCAGCAGCAGCGCUCCAUGUCUGUGUGUGAGGACGGGAUUGGGAAAUGUCACGAGCUCACCCUGUCGGCCUCAAUCCCAGUCCUGCCACACAUGAUGCCUUCCACUGGCUCCUUAUCCGAGGCUUCAUCAGACGACUCCAUGUCUGAAGGCUGUGGUCCGUUAGAUCCGAAGCGAGGCUUGAGUCUGGACUCUGAUGCGGGACUCAGCAAUGAGGACCUUCGGAGCGAACACUGCGAGUCUCCGGCUGUCUCUCCUAGCAUGUCCCGCUCGGAAUCUCUAAUGGGUUUAGACCUGGAUUUGGGGCCAUCCAUUUUGGAGGACGUUCUUAGGAUCAUGGACCGUUAUAAGAGCGUAGAGGAGAGACAUGAGAUAUAA